Molecule: messenger RNA, 4312 nt
Organism: Leptopilina boulardi
Lineage: Eukaryota; Metazoa; Arthropoda; Insecta; Hymenoptera; Figitidae
Product: lysocardiolipin acyltransferase 1-like
Exons: 5
Coding region: 310-1416 (368 amino acids)
Cellular component (GO): endomembrane system
Molecular function (GO): acyltransferase activity
Source: RefSeq, a predicted model, not a curated record
UCAAGAAAUGUUUGCGUCACGCGAUCAUUCUAGUGGGAUAAUUUAACUUGGAUGAAAGAAAAAAAUCGUGUGAUAGUGUAACUGUGUUAGUGGCUUUGAGAUCAAUAAUGGUCCAACACAGCAUCCCACCAGUAUAUGGCAGAGGGUGGAAAUAUAAAGUUGGGUAGAGUGCAAGAGAGAAAAACAGGGGUGUGGGAAAUUGUGAAGCCCUUCUGCUAAUACUAGAGGGAAGCCAGUACAAUUCUUCAUGUGACAAGGCAGUAGAUAACGACCAAUGUCUGUGAAAUGUGAAAUUUUUGACGAAACGGGAUGCGUGGACUUUUACGUGGAAUUAUCUACUGCAGUUUGUGGUAUGGGAGUAUUGUGGCGGGAUUUUUAUUCAUCGCUUGCCCCUUAUUACCAUUAUUGUUAAUAAGUCCCCCAAAAUUUCGACGAUAUGGAGAUCUUUUAUUUUCAUGCUGGGAACUUUAUCCCGCGGCUCUUAUGGAAUUAUUAGGGAUGAAAAUUAUUGUUUCCGGUGAUCAUAUUUCUCCUGAUGAUUCGGCAAUACUUGUAAUGAAUCAUCGAACAAGAGUGGAUUGGAAUUUUUUAUGGGGCGCCAUGUAUCAAGCAUGUUUGCCCAAUGUUGCUGCUCAUAAACUUAAAUUUAUUUUAAAGGAUCCCAUUCGUCAUAUUCCUGGACCAGGUUGGAUAAUGCAGAUGAACAGCUUCUUGUACAUAACUCGCCGCUGGGAAGAAGAUCAAGGUCGUCUAUCACGUUCCCUUGAUUAUUUAAUAGAUCUUCGUCGUCGCACACAAUUUCUUAUAUUUCCCGAGGGUACAGAUUUGACACAAAGUAGUCAAGAAAAAUCCAAUAAAUAUGCCGUCGAGCAUGGACUUCCUAAUUAUAAUUACACACUCCAUCCAAAAACAACUGGUUUCACAUAUUUAGCACGUCAUCUACAGGAAUCCAACUACCUCGACUCAGUAUACGAUUUAACAAUAGGCUAUCCGGACAAUAUUCCACAAUCGGAAAUUGAUUUGAUAACUGGAAAAAUGCCCAAUGAAGUGCAUGUAUUAGUGAAAAGAAUAGACGCUGUUGAUUUGCCAAAGAAUGAAACAAAUUUACGUCGUUGGCUUGAGGAAAGAUGGUGUCACAAGGAACAAAUUCUUAAACAAUUUGCUGAGAAAAAAUCAUUUUCCGAUGUCCCAUGGCCGAAACCAAGUCAAUUACCACUCAGGAUUGCUCUUGUUUUUUGGACACUUCUCACUGGGUCCGCAAUGAUAUUAAUACUGACCUCAUCGUUUUUUCAAUUUUGGACAAUUCUCCACGUAUUGUUUUUCAUUUGCCUAUCCCUCUUCAGCUCAGGAUUUAGUCAACUCGAGAUGGGAUGGUAUUGGCAUUGGAAAUCGCAAUUUUCUAAAAAAAAUAUUUGAGAAAAUUGAGACUAAACUUAGAUAGAGAUUAGAAUAAUUAUAUAACUAAUUGCAACAAUGUGUUCCUCUUACCUUUAUAAAUAAGUUCUUACAAAUAUUUUCAUGUUGGUCACAUCCUUUUUUUUUUUUUUACAUAAUUUCAAACUACAAUGGAAUUUUAUUAUCAAAGCAUUUUUUCUUCACAAUUUUUUUGUUUUGGUAAAUUUUCUUGAAAAAAUAUUUCAGAAUUUAUUUACAAUUUUUAAAUUAUUUUUAAACAUAAAGUUUAAAGUGAAUUGCAAAACAAAAAUACUUCAAUCUAUUUUUUUAUUUCAUUGUUGAAAUUAAAAAUUAACUUAUUAUUAUAUUAUUAUUAUUAUUAUUAUUAUUAUUAUUAUAGAACAAUCAUUUCUGCUGUAAUUAUUAUUUUUCUUUUAAAAAAUAUAUUUUUAUAAACAUUGUUUAAGUUUGAGAUUAUGUAACACAGUUACCAACAAACUUAGUACAAAUUCAUCUUCAAAUGUUUCACUUUCCCUUGAGGCUGAAAUACCUACUUAUAUAUUAAAUAUAUUCUCAAAACCUGAUUUUUGUGAAUAUUGCAAUAUUUUCCAAGACUUUCUUCAACUUAGAGAUUUGAACCGGAAUUGAUUAAUUCAUAAUUAAUUUUCUAACGAAAAAUGUAAUUCGUGUAAUUUUUCAGCUUUUGCUGUCAUUAUAUUUUAUGCUUUCGUACCUCUAUUCAAUGUGGGCGAAUGAUAUUGUUAAGUAGAAAAGUCUAAUUAAAAAAACAUAUUUAUCGUUGUCAAACAGGGAGGCAAUUAAAAAUAACUAAUUAAUUAUUAGUUCAAAAUAUUUAUUUUUAAUUAAAAAUGUUGCUUCCCUGUGAAAAAAAAUUGUAAUUACAUAUUGUAGAAAUGAGGGAAAAUCAUUUUUUUCCCCGGGAAUAAUUAUAAUAAUAAUAAUUAAAUCUUGUAUCGAGAACGUUCGACCUGAAACUAAAAGUCAAUGAAGAAAAUGAAAAAAAAAUUAUUUUCUAAAUUGUCAUUUAGUUUAUAAAGUCGAAAUUCUUAACAAAGAAUCACAAGAAACUGUGAAUUCACGUGCCAAACUAUUAUGAAAAUAGAAAAACCUGAUUGUUUUUCUCAAAAAAUUCAAUCAGAAUUUUAGUAAGUAAUAUUGAAUUAUUCUUCAAUCAAAGAAAGUUCAAUUGUCAACUUGUAUAUAAUAUUACGUGUAUAAAAAAAAAUCUUAGACUUAUUUAAAUCGAUAUAGAUGAAAUAUUCUUGUGCAUCGAAAAUACAAUUUUCGAGUAACUUUAACAUUUCCGACUAGAAUUUCAAUCAACUUUUGUGUUGGAUGUUUUAUAUUUUUUAAAAAUUCAAGUACGAAAUAUUUCAAAAUUAAAUAAGUUAAUUGAAAUUUAUUAAUUUCAAUUAACUGUAAUACAAUCUAAAUUCAAUUGAACGGGAAAUACCAAAAUUUUUCUCGUUUUCUUUUUUUUAUCAAAGAAUUAUUUUAGUUUAAAUGAAAUAAAUAUAUGUAUAUUUUUAUGUAAAUUUUACUCUCCAGUGUAAAUGUAAAAAAAAAAUAGAUCUUCUAUAGUUUUUCUAAGAGAUUUCCAAUUAAAAAUUAAGUUCUUUAAAAUUACAAAAAAAAUGGUUUUAUAUAAAAUCAAAAAUUUUUUUGGUUUUGAAUUUUAGAAAUUAAAAUAGUGUACAUUACAAAUAGAUACUAAUUUUAAUUUCUAAUAUUUGAAAAUCUCAAUUUAAGGCAAAAAAAAUCACAUUUUAAAAAAUUAUUGUACAAAUUGCAAUAUUUUAAUUAUUUUUAAAAAUACUGCAACUUUUUGAAUACAAUAAAAAAGAAACUAUCAUUACAAAAAGAAAAUGAAAAAUGUAUUUAAAACGUUUUCGGUGCCUUUGAAAAAUAAUUAAAAUUCUCCCCAAAAAACAAAUGUCUAAAAUCGAAUUAAUAUUAUAUUGAGGAAAAAAAAACACAACUUUAAAAAUUCAAUGAUACAAAAGAGCAAGUGAGCUCAAUAUUAAAUAAAUUUUUUGUAUUACAAAAAAAAAAAUACAAGUUACCUGUCUUAAAAAACAACAAAAUAUAUUUUCAGUAUAUUACUUUCUUGUAAGUAAAAAUGUAACUAAAAAUGUUAAUCAAUUAUUAUCGACUGUUAAAAUUCGACUGAAACCUUUCUAUAUAUGGUACAAAUUCGAAAAAAUCUACAGUUCAAUUUUUAGAAAUUGAAAAAAUAUAAAGUAGAUAAGAAAGAAAAGAAAUCUUCUUUAUUAAAAAAAAAUAAAAAUAAAAAACAGUAUUAAAAUGAAACAUCGAGUUUUUUUUUGUAAUCUAAUGAAAAUAAGCGAAAUCUAUUUAUUUGAAAUAUUAAAUUUGUAAAUCGACAAAUCUAUUAUUGGUCGCUUUUGAUAUAAAUUGAAGAAAUACAAGUGUAAGUUCAAGUAAGAUUUCUGUUAUUUCGGAAUAAGAAAACCAAUUGCAAUGAAACUGAGGAAUUUUAAUCCAAUUUUAAUCCAUAGAUUAAAAUUCCUUAGUUUCAUUGCAAUUGGUUUACUUACUCCGAAAUAACUGAAAUCUUACUUCAACUUCCACAUAAAGUAGAUAAAAAUAAAAAAAAAUCUUCUUGAUAAGAAAAAAAAAAGUAUUAAAAUAAAACAUCGAGUUUUUUUUUUGUAAUCUAAUGUUGAUAAGCGAAAUUUAUUUAUUUGAAAUAUUUACAAGUCGACAAAUCUAUUGGUCGCAUUUGAUAUGAAAAUGAAUAUAGUAAAAGAUCAUCAGGACUUAAUGCAUUAAAAUUAUAUAUGUGUAUGUGAAUAUAUCUGUAACCAGAUUCUGUACAAAUUAACUAGUCACAGAUAAAAAGGAUAAAAAAAAAAUAUAAUUGAUGUUCAAAUGA